AUGUAUUGCCUAGCCCUUUUCAUAUUUUUGAAUGUGUCCUUUUCGACCGCGAUUAGCCUGGACUACACAAGUCUCCCUUCGCAUCCCCGACUGAUGUUCACAGAGGAGCGAGUGAAUGCCGUGAACUCCAUGAGGGAAAGCGAUACUCUCUACGAUAAUAUACUUACCUCUUUGCAGAGCACCGCAGAUGCUGCGGUCGCUACUCCUUUAUCGCUCACUUCCGCAACAUCCUGGUCAAGUACCAUUCGAAUGAAUGUUGGCGCCGUGGCCGGGACAUAUCGAUUGACAAGCAACGAAACAUACUCUACAUGGGUCGCUGAGAGCAUUUUGCUACUUUCAGGCCUCCCCGACUGGGACCCCUCCAACUUUCUGAACACUGCAGAUAUUGUAAUGACAAUUUCCAUUGGCUAUGACUGGGUCUAUGAGACCCUAUCAACUGACCAGAGAACCAUGAUUGAGCAAGCCAUUAUUUCCAAAGCUUUUACCCCGGCGCUAAACUCUUCGAUAAAUUCCUGGAGUGAACAUACCAAUAACUGGGCUCAAGUCACCAAUGGAUGCUUGAUAAUUGCGACCUUAGCGAUUGGAGAUACCAAUUCAGCCAUUGCUGAUGAAAUCCUCGACUUCACAUUUCCCAAACUGAAUGUUUCCUUAGAGCAGUAUGGCCCAGACGGGGGAUGGAUUGAGGGAUAUUCAUAUGGUACCUACGCUGGGAUAUUUCUAGGUCUGACGAUGGGAUCUUUGGAAAGUGCACUUGGGAAUGACUUGGGAAUAUCUAAUCUCCCUGGAAUGUCAAAUCUGGGCGCCUGGUUAACACAUGGGUUUGGCCAAACUGGAGGUUUUAGCUGGGCUGAUGGCGCUUGGACAUUCUCUAACGCAAAUAGCUUGUGGAGCGUGGGAUAUUGGGCACAAAAGCUCUCUAGGCCUGAAUGGCUGCAGGGUAUGUUGUCUCGUUUUGACACCGGCGAGGCAGCAACCUUCCAAGCAUUUGUUUUCUAUAACUCCAGUCUCAUGACCCCGAACGUCCUGUCUACCAUGCCUCGAUACGAGCAAUUCGAAGGGGUAGCAGGAAUGACCUACCGCACAUCAUGGGAGGAUUCUAGCGGUUGGUUCUUUGGCUUCAUGGGUGGCUUCAAUGGUCGAUCACAUGGUCAUCUGGAUGCUGGCUCGUUUGUCAUAGACUACAACGGCUAUCGAUGGGCAGAGUUGCUUGGCUCCGAUAGCUAUAGUCUGACGAACUAUUUUGUUGGCUCUCGCCGCUGGACUUAUUAUCGAUGUCGGACCGAAGGAGCAAACUCCCUGAGUAUCUCAAAUACAAAGCAAACAGCGUUGAGCUUCGCCAACCAAAUCCCUUCAGCCAACAAUUCACUCCGUUGGGUGGGCAGCUUUGAUGACUCUAGCCGCUUCGGAGUUGCAAAUUUGACAGAGGCCUAUUCCAACGUGACUAACACUGUUUUCCGAGGAGUCGCAUUCUUGAACAACUCCCAGUUACUUAUCCGUGAUGAGAUUCUGGCACCCAAGGCUGUCGACAUUGCAACUAGCUGGCACACGGUGGCUACGGUCAGCAUCAGUAGCGACAAGCGAAGCGCUAUGUUGACCCAAAGCGACACGGUUAUGAAGCUCACAAUAAUGUCACCGUCUGACGCAUACCUGGAGCUGGAAGAUACAAAUCCAUGCAACGCCUACAGCUCUUGUUCAGAAGCAGAAAACAGCGGCAUCUAUAAUUUGGCAGUCAGGCUUGGCAGUCUUACCACGGAAGCGAAUAUUACAACCAUUCUCACGGAAAAUGGGAGCAAGAUCAUCUCCUUUGAUUUACCUCUGAAUGAAUGGUAUUCUGCCUGUACGGAGGAUUGCUGGCAGUCUGCGAACGUUGAAAACCCCUACUGGCUCGCAAAAUCUGAGGUAUAUUACUAG
Messenger RNA from Penicillium atrosanguineum, 1911 nucleotides. RefSeq lists its product as uncharacterized. The coding region runs from base 1 to 1911 and encodes 636 amino acids. The transcript has a single exon. The record is from RefSeq and is a predicted model, not a curated record. Gene Ontology annotation, molecular function: lyase activity. NCBI's taxonomy places the organism in Eukaryota, Fungi, Ascomycota, Eurotiomycetes, Eurotiales, Aspergillaceae.